AUGUCAAAGGAAACCUUCGCAUUCAAUGCCGAUAUCAGGCAGUUGAUGAGUUUAAUCAUUAACACAUUUUACAGCAACAAGGAAAUUUUUUUGCGAGAACUUAUUAGUAAUGCAAGUGAUGCUCUCGACAAAAUAAGAUAUGAAGCCAUCACGGACACACAGAAAUUAUCCGCUGAGCCGGAAUUCUACAUUCGAAUUAUUCCAGACAAAACGAACAACACACUAACCAUUGAAGACUCCGGUAUUGGUAUGACGAAAAAUGAUUUGAUUAAUAAUUUGGGUACAAUUGCCAGGUCAGGAACGAAGGCAUUUAUGGAGGCCAUUCAAGCCAGUGGGGAUAUCUCCAUGAUUGGUCAAUUUGGUGUCGGUUUCUACUCUGCUUACCUUGUUGCUGAUCACGUGGUUGUUAUUUCAAAGAACAAUGAUGAUGAGCAGUACGUGUGGGAAUCUGCAGCUGGUGGAUCCUUCACUGUCACCAAGGAUGAAACGAACGAGAAAAUGGGAAGAGGUACCAAAAUUAUUCUUCAUUUGAAAGAUGAUCAGUUAGAGUACCUUGAAGAAAAAAGAAUUAAAGAUUUGGUGAAGAAACAUUCUGAAUUUAUUUCGUUCCCCAUUAAAUUAUAUUGCGAAAGACAAAACGAAAAGGAAAUCACCGCAUCUGAGGAUGAAGUAGAUGAUGAAGAUGCUGAUGGAGAAAAGAAAAAAUCAGGAAAAGACCAAUUGGAAGAAGGAGAGGAUGAGGAGGAUAAGGAAAAAAAAGAACACAAUGAAGAUGAUGAAGACAAGGAAAAAGGAGAUGAUCAUCCUAAAGUGGAAGAUGUAACAGAAGAAUUAGAAAAUGCCGAGAAAAAAAAGAAAAAGGAAAAGAAAAAGAAAAAGAUUCACACCGUUGAACAUGAAUGGGAAGAAUUAAACAAACAAAAACCUCUCUGGAUGAGGAAACCAGAAGAAGUCACCAAUGAAGAGUAUGCUAGUUUUUACAAAUCACUCACCAACGAUUGGGAAGACCACUUAGCUGUGAAACAUUUUUCUGUUGAAGGACAAUUGGAGUUUAAGGCACUUUUAUUUAUUCCAAAAAGAGCCCCAUUUGAUAUGUUCGAAAAUAGAAAAAAAAGAAACAAUAUUAAAUUGUAUGUUAGACGUGUUUUUAUUAUGGACGACUGUGAGGAAAUUAUCCCUGAGUGGCUUAACUUUGUUAAGGGUGUUGUUGAUUCAGAGGACUUGCCACUUAACAUCUCACGAGAGUCCCUACAGCAAAAUAAAAUUCUCAAGGUCAUCAAGAAAAACCUCAUUAAGAAAUGCCUCGACAUGUUUUCUGAGCUGGCCGAGAACAAGGACAACUACAAGAAGUUUUAUGAACAGUUCAGCAAAAACUUGAAGCUGGGAAUUCACGAGGACAACGCCAACCGCGCAAAGAUCACCGAGUUGCUCCGAUUCCAAACGUCCAAGUCCGGCGACGAAAUGAUAGGACUGAAGGAAUACGUGGACAGAAUGAAGGAGAACCAGAAGGACAUUUACUACAUCACUGGUGAAUCCAUCAACGCAGUGUCGAACUCUCCAUUUUUGGAAGCUCUCACCAAGAAAGGAUUCGAAGUGAUUUAUAUGGUGGACCCCAUUGAUGAGUAUGCAGUUCAACAGCUAAAGGACUUUGAAGGAAAGAAAUUAAAAUGCUGUACCAAGGAAGGUCUAGACAUUGAUGAUUCUGAAGAAGCUAAAAAAACCUUCGAAACCAUGAAGGCUGAAUAUGAAGGUUUAUGUAAAGUCAUAAAGGAUGUGCUUCAUGAGAAGGUAGAGAAGGUAGUAGUAGGACAAAGAAUCACCGAUUCCCCAUGUGUCCUAGUUACAUCUGAAUUUGGCUGGUCAGCAAAUAUGGAAAGAAUUAUGAAGGCACAAGCAUUAAGAGAUAAUUCUAUGACUAGCUAUAUGUUAUCGAAAAAAAUUAUGGAAAUCAAUGCACGCCAUCCAAUCAUUACUGCUUUGAAGCAGAAGGCAGAUGCUGACAAGUCAGACAAAACAGUUAAAGAUUUAAUAUGGCUUUUAUUUGACACUUCUCUGUUGACCUCUGGAUUUGCUCUCGAGGAACCAACCACCUUCUCCAAGAGAAUUCACAGAAUGAUUAAAUUAGGUCUGUCCAUUGAUGAGGAUGACAACAACGACAUUGAGUUGCCACCCUUGGAAGAGACCAUCGAUGCUACUGACUCCAAGAUGGAAGAGGUUGAUUAA
Molecule: messenger RNA, 2223 nt
Organism: Plasmodium fragile
Lineage: Eukaryota; Apicomplexa; Aconoidasida; Haemosporida; Plasmodiidae
Product: hsp90-like protein
Exons: 2
Coding region: 1-2223 (740 amino acids)
Biological process (GO): protein stabilization; cellular response to heat; protein folding
Cellular component (GO): cytosol; perinuclear region of cytoplasm; plasma membrane
Molecular function (GO): ATP hydrolysis activity; ATP binding; ATP-dependent protein folding chaperone
Source: RefSeq, a predicted model, not a curated record